Daphnia carinata is the source of this 2788-nucleotide messenger RNA. Its product is annotated as zinc finger protein 454-like. Gene Ontology annotation, biological process: regulation of transcription by RNA polymerase II. The coding region runs from base 124 to 2253 and encodes 709 amino acids. The transcript has 6 exons. Gene Ontology annotation, molecular function: zinc ion binding; DNA-binding transcription factor activity, RNA polymerase II-specific; RNA polymerase II transcription regulatory region sequence-specific DNA binding. Lineage: Eukaryota; Metazoa; Arthropoda; Branchiopoda; Diplostraca; Daphniidae. Gene Ontology annotation, cellular component: nucleus. The record is from RefSeq and is a predicted model, not a curated record.
CCCUUACUGUCAGCUGCUGUCAGAAAUGAAAACAAGAAAAAACAGUACUGAUCGUGGCCGCUAAAGGGUUUUUGAACUAUCAUAUACUGAAGACUUUGUUUUAUUUCGUAAAUUUUUAAGGAAAUGUAUAUUCUGUUACAUGAACAAACAACCGAUUCAAUUCCUAUUUGCCGGCUGUGCGGUACACAGUGCAUGGAUAUUUCCUACCUUGACAUAUUUGGAGAUGCUGGGCAAUUUAUGGCUUUCGCUAUCCAAAAGUAUCUUGAAAUUGAGGUCUCUGAAAAGGAGGCAUUCUCUAAAACUGUUUGCCAUAAUUGUAGUGGGAGGGUUGAAGAGUGGAAUGUUUUUUACAACAAGUGUCACGAGGUACAGUCCCUGUUCAAAAUCCCACCUCUAACAUUAGAGGAAUCCACAAGUGUUCAAACAGGAGAAACACAAGCUAUUUUUCAAAGUGAAAGUGUAUCAAAUCAUCUUACAAAGUUGGUGGAAGAAUUGGUGCAAGGUGGCCCUAUGGGAUCGGAAAAAAUUUCGUCUGAGGCUGUUCUCGUAGAGGCAAUGGAUGCUACGGGAAUAAAGGCAGAAGAUGGUGCAGAAUUAAAUCAAGAUGAUGACGCAGAUUCAACAGAAGCAGAUGAAGAUCCAGUAUCUGAUACAGAAGAUGAGUUUGAAGAAGACUUGAAUUCUGAAAGUGAUGAACAGUCUGGUGAUUCAGAAGCCAAACAAACACAAAAAUCAAGACAUAAGAAAUUUGUGUUUGAUAUUCCAUUCCUUGAAACAAAACUGGGAAGAAAUUUUACUCCUGUAGAAAAAAUUAAGCUCCAGAAGCACAUAAACAAAAGACAGAACACCUUAAUAUACGAAAUGCUGAUUGGUGGUGGACCUGGGCAGUUAUGGGAAUGCCAAGUUUGCCAAAAAUCUAUCAAAGGACGGGCCUGUGAAGUGACAAAACAUUACCUUGAGACCCAUCAGGUACAGCCUAUCUUCCCAUGUCAUGCGUGCGAAUACACCAGUAGGACGGAGAAGAUGUACCAGGCACAUCGCAUGAGCCACCUUGUCGAAUACCCGUGUGAGCACUGUGGCAAAAUUUUCAGCCAGCACUCUAGACUCGUCUAUCACAUGAAUUCACAUACCAACGAACGUGAGUUUGAGUGCGACAUUUGUCAGAAAAAAUUCAAUACUGCUCAAUACGUUAACACCCACAAACGCAAAGUUCACGGGGAUCAGGAGAAGCUACUGAAGUAUACCUGCGAAUUGUGCGGUAUGCGUUUCAAGUACAAGAAUCAUCUGCAAUACCACCAGAAGAGACAUCCCACUGACGAGAAUCCAUUGCCUUACAGUUGCAAGUAUUGUGAAGAGCACUUUAUGACACGUGCCGAGCAACUGGCCCACAGCAAUACGGUUCACGCCGGCGAAGGGGAUUUCGUCUGCCAUUUGUGCGGCAAGAAGAUGAAGACGAUACUUUCACUGGAGAACCACGUUAAACUUCAUAGUGGCCUCAAAGAAUUCAAAUGCGACUUAUGUGACUCAGCCUUCGCCACCAAUCACAGCCUCAAGUGCCACAAAAAGAUACACGAGCGAGGGCCGGACAACAGUUCACAGCACGUCUGCCCCGUUUGCCAGAAACCAAUGAGCAACAAAAGCUCCCUGAACCAGCAUUUGAAAACGCAUCAGAGCACGAAACCACACCAGUGCCAACACUGUAGCGCCUCUUUCAUUCACAAAAAUCGAUUAGAAAUUCACAUGCGGAAGCAUACGGGUGAGUUCCCUCACACUUGUGCGGAUUGUGGCAAAAGAUUUCGCAGUACGAGCAGCAUGAACAGCCAUCGCCAGUACGUCCACAGCGAGCGCAAAUUUGCCUGCGAAAUUUGUCAGAAGGCCUUCAAGACAUCCAGAGAUCUGAAGGUUCAUUCGACACUGCACACCGGCGAGAAGCCCAAUGUUUGCGGCAUAUGUAACAAGGCAUUUCGGGUGCGUGCCAAUUACUUCAAACACCGGAAAAUUCAUAUGCGGGCUGCCAAUUCCAAUCGAAAUGAAGUUCAGACAGAGACAGCUGGUGAAGCUGCACCUGAAGAGCAGGAGCAAGAAGAAGAAGAGGACGAGGAAGAUGAAAGAACAGUCCAAAGUGAAAUGGAAAAUGGGGCCGGCUUACCGAUAGAAGAAACCGUGGUCCAUCAUAAUCUUGUCCCGGCCGUGUCCGCUACAACGGCCGGGGAUUUCUUCCAGUUCGCCAACGAACAACAAUGGAUCACUUAGUAGUUGCUCGUAGACGAUCCGUCCAUGUCCAAAUCAUCUCUCCGUUGUAAACAGAUAUAUCAAUAAUCGAAACGCCCGGCCUUUGUUUAGAUUGCCGUCCGAUAGAUGGGACACCUCCAGCUAUCGCUUUCUUCGUUUGAAUUCCGUCUUCAAUGUGUUCGCGUCGUGUUUCUUACCAAAAGUGUUUGCCUGGACGAUGUGCAACGGGGCGUCGUGUGGCGUGUCAAUCGUCAGCGUUGUGAUUUCGUGGGUUGGAGCACAACAACACUGUUUGCUUGCUGGCCUUGGUGGCUCAACAGCAAAUCAACGAUGGACCACCUCUUUCAUCCGCACUGCCGUUGCUUGGAUUUUUUUUUUUUUUUUUAUACAGUUGUUGCCUUUGAGAUUAAGGGUAGGAGCCAUGGACACGGGCAGCUGAAAUACUUUAAUGGGUUGGGGCCCAGCAAAAAAAUAAAAGAAAGGAGGAAAAAAAAACGAAUAAAGAAUGUGCGAGAAAAGAAUAUAAAGUGUAAAACACAAAACAAUGAAACAACAA